Messenger RNA from Trichobilharzia regenti, 387 nucleotides. The record is from the annotation of a GenBank genome assembly. Lineage: Eukaryota; Metazoa; Platyhelminthes; Trematoda; Strigeidida; Schistosomatidae.
AUGGACGUAUUUCUCUGUACUGUUUUACUAGCUUUACUACAAGCCAAUCUAGGAGUUCAUUCAUUGUCGGAUACACAGAAUGCUCAAACCGCGCAGCCAGCAGUUCCUACAUUGACACUUCAAUCAACAUCAAGUUCUAGUCCACCUACAGAUGGCGUGAAAGGAACUUCAACAGAAGGAGAAGAAAAACAAGGACACAAACCUAAAUCAGUCACUAUAGCAGUGCAAACACCUCCUGAAUUUUAUAAACCUCAACGUGUAAAUGACAUAACAUUAGCAUUUUAUAAGACAGUAGUCAGAAUUAUGGAAAGAUUAUCACAUGCCUUUCAUAAAAUAUACAGAGAUGUGGAGAAAUUCAAGAGAAAAUUCAAACCGAAUAGAAUCUGA